GGGUGGUUACAAAGCGCUUCUGUUAUCCUAGAAAUUUCGAUCGACACGUCCAAACUCCCUCGUGAAAGUUGACUUUGUAUCCCUCCAAAUGGCUGAGCAAAAAAUAAUUCUUGUGACUGGUGGCACUGGCCUUGUUGGAAAAGCUCUGGAAGAAAUUGUAGCAACAGAAGAGAAAAGAUCAGAUGAAACUUGGAUUUUUCUGUCUUCUAAAGAUGGCGACCUUUGUGAUGCUGCAGCAACCAAAGCAAUAUUUGACAAGUACAAGCCAACUCAUGUUAUUCACUUAGCAGCUCUGGUGGGUGGACUUUUCAAGAACCUCAAGUACAAUCUGGAUUUCUGGCGGAUGAAUACACUUAUUAAUGACAACGUUCUCUACAGCUGUCAUCUAAGUAAGGUGAAGAAGUGCAUAUCUUGUCUAUCUACGUGCAUUUUCCCAGACAAGACAACAUAUCCCAUUGAUGAAACAAUGGUUCACAAUGGCCCACCUCACUCUUCUAACUUUGGUUAUGCAUACUCCAAGCGUAUGAUUGAUGUGCAAAACAGAGCAUAUCAACAGCAGUAUCCAGAUGGAUGCUCUUUCACUUCCGUUGUUCCAACCAAUGUGUAUGGAAAGUAUGAUAAUUUUAAUCUAGAAGACUCUCAUGUUCUACCUGGACUUAUUCACAAAGUUUACUUGGCACGAAAGGAAGGCAAACCCCUUGUAGUUUGGGGAACUGGUUCACCACGGAGACAGUUUAUUUAUUCCAAGGAUUUGGCUAGGUUAAUGAUCUGGGUGAUGAGGGAAUAUACUGAAGUUGAUCCAAUUAUAUUGUCAGUGGGAGAGGAGGAUGAACUGUCAAUAAAGGAGGCUGCAGAGCUGGUUGUAGAAGGAAUGGGUUUUGAAGGAAAAGUUGAAUAUGACACUAGCAAAUCAGAUGGCCAGUUUAAGAAGACUGCAAGCAAUGCAAAACUGCGGAAAUACUUGCCAGACUUCAAGUUUACUGAUCCAAGGAUAGCCAUCAAAGACACCUGCGACUGGUUCUUGGCAAAUUAUGAGACAUGUCGAAAGUAAACUCCUUACACCUGAAGAUAUCUAGGUUGCUCACCGUAUAAUCUCACGGCAACGUACAAAUAAAUGGAAAUCAAUAGAAAAACCAGGGAAGAUACUGAAUGUUGUGUCAAACGUCAUAUUUAAUACUCCACGCGGGAUAUACUUUUUGUGCAAGGUUUAUGGAGUAAAUAAACUAGUCUGUUACUUGA
Messenger RNA from Pocillopora verrucosa, 1239 nucleotides. Its product is annotated as GDP-L-fucose synthase. The record is from RefSeq and is a predicted model, not a curated record. Gene Ontology annotation, biological process: nucleotide-sugar biosynthetic process. Gene Ontology annotation, molecular function: GDP-L-fucose synthase activity. Lineage: Eukaryota; Metazoa; Cnidaria; Anthozoa; Scleractinia; Pocilloporidae.